AUGCAUUCAGUGGCACAAGUACCAAUACAACUGGGGCAAGCAACACUACGGCUUUGGCUCAAGAGCUUGAAUCUUCCUCGGCAGCCCCAAGCGUCCUGGCAUCGAGACAGACUUCGCGAGGAAUUUCAGGAGCUCCGACUUGCAAAAACACAUUUCUCUAGAUUGAGUGAAGCUUCAGACGUCAUUUUCUCAAUUACACGCGCUCAAUAUGACGGAUUUCCAUCUCGCCGGAUUCCUUCUCUCUCGGGGUACCGAAUCGUCCCAAUCUGUGCUUACAUGUUGGCCAAGUUCACCUCGCGAUGGUUCUUUUUCAAAGUAGCUGCUCUCAUGUGCAAGGAAGAACGCUGGAACUCGAUACAUGAAGUGGUGAACCCGAGCAAGGAUGAAAAGGUCGCUUCUGUGGCCUGUCGCCAUCAAAUGGACCCCGAAAUAUUCCAGCGAGUCAGCCGUGGCCUCCGACGUGUCUGGCCUCUUCUACCUUGA
Molecule: messenger RNA, 483 nt
Organism: Penicillium samsonianum
Lineage: Eukaryota; Fungi; Ascomycota; Eurotiomycetes; Eurotiales; Aspergillaceae
Exons: 1
Coding region: 1-483 (160 amino acids)
Source: RefSeq, a predicted model, not a curated record